This is a messenger RNA of Formica exsecta, 6300 nucleotides long. RefSeq names its product eye-specific diacylglycerol kinase (gene rdgA). The record is from RefSeq and is a predicted model, not a curated record. The transcript is spliced from 11 exons. Bases 1751 to 5698 code for a protein of 1315 amino acids. Gene Ontology annotation, molecular function: ATP-dependent diacylglycerol kinase activity; protein binding. Lineage: Eukaryota; Metazoa; Arthropoda; Insecta; Hymenoptera; Formicidae. Gene Ontology annotation, biological process: intracellular signal transduction; lipid phosphorylation; diacylglycerol metabolic process.
GAGCCCUGGCCGUUAGUCCGACCGGCAAUCUCGCCACGCCGUGUCGCCUCGUUAAGGAUCGGUUGCUCGUGACACGCGACGUAUCGAGAGAUUUCGAGAGACUUCGGGGUUGCGAGAAUUCCAAAAGCGACCGCGCGUGAACGAGGGACGAAGAGAAUCGCGAUGAAUUCGUCCCUCGCACGACGAGGCUUUUGGCAUCUCGUACACGGUAUAUUACAGGUACUUUUGUAAUGCCCCCGUUUCUAAGGACAUCGCGUUUGCAAGAGACAGAGAGACAAGGAGGGAAGGAGACGGUUCUUGAGGACAAUGAGAGUGGUGCGAUGAUGCGCGAGCUUCUCGGUGGAAUGUGUUCUAUCAUUGAUCGAGAAUAUGGAUCGACCGACGUGGCGAAGGUCGCUCUCGACUUAUCAAGCCUCUUUAGCGGAAUAUUCGUUUUAUAAAACGUAUCCGAAUCGAUGGUACACAGGGUGAUUUAAUUUCCGAAAUCUCGACAUAUUUUUGCCAUUGGACAAUAGCAUCGUCCUGGAAAAAUCCAAAGAAUUUUGAUCCUCAUCGUUGUGUCGUUUUGUUAAUCGUCGAUAUCUUUAAGGAGGGAGCAUUUGAUGACGUCGCGAGCAUCGAACCUCCAAGAUAUCGACGACUGGAAUAUUUAACAUAACAGUGACACGAGAAUAGAUUGAUCUUUGAUUGUGAAAUCACCUGGGGGCUGUCGUGCCGCCUCAGUGAUGCUCAUGAUUCCCUAUCAGUGACCAUCGACGACGGAAUCUUUAUCAUCGUGAAAAUAAAUUCCGGUGCUGAAAAACUCGAUCGAUGAUGCUAGUCACUCGAGAGGUGAGAGCCGUGCCGUGAGGGCGGUAGUGAGGAGAGAAGAGGAGAAAGGGAGAGUGGGUGUGAGUGGAAAGACACAGAAAGAGAGAACGAGAACGAUGAUGGGAUAAAAGUUUGUCUACCUCGUCGUAAUACCGUCAAGUUUGCCGAGGUCGUUCUCGCUGUAUGUAUGACUUUUCGUUCGCACAUAGCUGGUCAACGCAUUCGAUAUUUCAACGAGCCGAAUAAAACUAUAAUAAGUUUGCUACAGCGAAAACUGAAUUCCAACAGUCUAUAAGCGAUGUAAUUUUGAAAUAAUCUCGCAAUAUACGAAAACAGUGACUAAUUUUGCAUUCGAAUCAACAUCGAUCAGCAGCGAAUGUCAAAAUUGACAGUGGCCGCACAUUUCUACGAAAUUUAUAUCGUAACAUUGCGUAUGGACGCAUUCUGAAAUUGCUUUGAAAUAAACUAACUUUUCUCGUGCUUCACGUCAAAUGAAAGAUUGUAUCUUCUUUCCGACUUUAAUAAAUACAUCUCUUAAUUUUUGAUAUCAUCAUCUUUUCACUGUAAUCUGACGAUUAAAAUCCAUUCGAAUAAUUUUAAGAGACCUUUGAAAACUCCAACAUCUCGUGUAACAUUAGCAGCAAAGAUACUUAGGAUGGGCUGCAAAUCGGCAGCUAAGUUUAAUCUGGAUAAAGAGACGAUCGCGUCGUCGUCGUCGUCAUCAUUAUUUUUUCUAAAGUGCAAGAAGGCGAUUGAAGAACAAGGAGAAGAACGUGGCGGCAACCGCGAGUCCGAUCUGGACGACGGGGAGGAAGGGGAAGAGGGUAACAACGUGAUUGAUCAAGUAAUUUCAUUUGAAAGGUCGUUUCCGUUAAGAGAUAAUAACGGAAUGUCCAUCAACGUGGACAACAGCGUGGCCAGGUAGCUAUCAGGCUAGAGAAUGCAGAGAUUGCGCUCAACUUUCAAGAGGUCGCGCACUCCCACGGGAGCGGAAAUGAAGUCUCAAUCUAGCCUCGAGGUGCCCAAGCAAAUCAGGUCGGCCUCCUUCGACGAGAUACAAUUACAAGCGAAAGGACGGGACGAUCGUACAAACUCCUCGUCGUCCUCCACGUGUUCCUCCGCGAGAUCGCAGGACUCGACUCGCGUUAGGAGAGGCUCGUCUACUCUCAAAGUGCCGCAGCUGCAGACCGGCCAACGAUCCAAGAGCUUCGACGCGUAUUCCGGAAGUUCCGGAUCGUUCGCCGGCCACCAGUUACUGCUCGGUGGAAUCGAGCGACCGGAAACGCCGAUCAUCCAAGUCUCCGGAUGUUACCAUUGUGCCUGCGUCGAGGAGUACAGGAACCUCUGGCUGGCCGAGGACUUUUCUAAGGACGAGGCUGAAGCCGAGGGGCUCCAAGAGGCCGACAGCGGUAAUUCAGAUCUCUCCGAGAACGAGUCGGAUCAUGAGGACGAGUCUAACAGUAAAAGAGAAGGUAGCCCGGAAAUCAGAGUUAUCCUCACGCCCGACGACGUGCCGAGCGAGCCGCGAUGUGUCUCGCCCAUAGUCGAGAUCGUGCCCGAAUUAGAUUCCGAAAUCAAAGUGCUGGAAUUUUCGGAGCACAGGCAACGCAGACGAUCGCUCGCCUCGCCGAAGCUAUCCAGGCAGGAGGCUCUCACCACCUUUCCCCUCGAACCACCCGCCGUGCCGUUGGAGACAACGAUUAGACCGACUGUCGCGGCGGACGACGACGACGACGACGACGACGACGACGAGAACGACGUCGAGCCGAGCAAGUCCAAGCUCGUUGUGCGCGAUAUAUUUCUGACCGUGCCGGAGCUGAAACGAGAUCGCGCAGCCUCCGUAGACUCGUGUUUUAAUAACAAUAAAAAUGGAGGCGUCAGCGAUGCGGAUUUAUUGGCGGUGCCGCAGCAGAGUAUCAGGUCAAAGAGCGUCGACAUCGUUCUGCCGACGGACGUUCGCACGAGGUAUACGGCGUUGCUGCCCGGAAAGGAAUCGCGACUUCCGAUAGGGUGGGUACGUCUGAUUAAAUGGACGCAGUAUCCUUUUUUAAAUAUCACGCGAUGCGAUCAAAUAUCGAGUUUAUAUCUACUAAAAUGCUUAGAUGUGAAAAAACACGGACCCAGAUUGAAAUGCCCCGCUUGCCGUGUAGUAACACAUGCCUGCUGCGUCGCAAGUUUAGAGUUCGCGUGCAAGCCAAGCUUUCGCGAUGUGGGCGUGCGUCAGUAUCGCGAACAAACUACAACCCACCAUCACUGGGUUCAUCGACGAUAUCAGAAGGGUAAAUGCGCCAAUUGCGGCAAAUCUUUCCAAUCGAAGCUCAGCUUCAGCUCGAGAGAGAUCGUGGCGGUGAGUUGCAGCUGGUGCAAGAUCGCUUAUCACAACAAGGAAGCGUGUUUCAACGUUCACAAGAUAGGUGAGAAUUGCGAAUUGGGCACUCACGAGUCGAUCAUUGUGCCGCCGUCAUGGAUCGUCAAACUUCCGCGAAAGGGAAGCUUUAAGAGCAGUCUGAGAAGAUCGCCCAGGAAGAAAAAAUCUGGCGGCGGCAGCGGAUCUUCCGGACGCCGGAAAAGCAAGGAUAAGGAGAAGGAGGAGAGAGAAAAAGAGAAAGAUCAAGGAGAGCUGUGGAUCGUUAAACCCAUUCCCACGGCUACGGUAAAGCCCGUUCUAGUCUUCAUUAAUCCGAAAUCCGGCGGUAAUCAGGGCGCGAAGUUGCUGCAAAAGUUUCAAUGGUUGCUCAAUCCGAGACAGGUUUUCGAUUUGACACAGGGUGGCCCGAAAAUGGGACUGGAACUUUUCAAGAAAGUUCCAAAUUUGCGUAUUUUGGCUUGCGGAGGUGAUGGUACGGUCGGUUGGGUUCUAUCAAUCCUGGAUCAGAUUGGUGCGUAUCCAGCUCCGGCGGUCGGAGUACUUCCUCUAGGCACAGGGAAUGAUCUGGCGAGAGCACUAGGAUGGGGAGGCGGUUACAAAGACGAACCGAUCGGAAAGAUCUUGACGAGUAUAGGUGACAGCGAGACCACUCUACUUGACAGAUGGCAAUUGAAGGUUGAGAAAAACGACGCCAAGAGCGACGACGAUGGAGGCAAGGGCAAGGAGAAUUUGCCGCUUAACGUUGUUAACAAUUAUUUCUCUCUCGGCGUGGAUGCUCACAUUGCUCUCGAGUUUCACGAAGCCCGAGAGGCUCAUCCGGAGAAGUUUAACUCCAGAAUGAGAAACAAAUUGUUCUACGGACAGAUGGGCUGCAAGGAUUUAUUGCUCACAAAAUGGAAGGAUCUCUCAGAUUUUGUGACAUUGGAAUGCGACGGUCAGGACAUGACGCCGAAAUUGAAGGAACAUCGAGUUCACGCUAUAUUAUUUUUGAACAUCGCCUCUUACGGCGGUGGAACACAUCCGUGGAGCGCGAGUAGCGGCACCAGGGAACCCGCCAUGGACGACGGUUUGAUCGAGGUUGUCGGUUUGACCACGUACCAACUGCCUCUUUUGCAAGCACGCGGACAUGGUACUUGUAUAGUACAAUGCAGCACAGCUAAACUGGUUACAACGAAAACUAUACCGAUGCAGGUCGACGGCGAAGCUUGUCGCCUUCUACCGUCUAUCAUAACUUUAAGUAUGUUAAACAAAGCUACAAUGUUAACGAAAAGAAGAAACGCGGGCAAACCUAAUCAGAAUAUCGCGAAAUUGGAGAGGCUAAAGCUGCCUGUGAUGAAGAUAAAAAUGUCGGAUUACGAAACGUAUUAUCACGACAAGGAGAGAUUAAAAGAAGCGGCAGAGUUGUGGUUAGCGGAACCGCUUGAUCUCGAUGCUACAACCGAUCUGGAGACUCUGAGAAAGCUCUUGGCGAAAGAUUAUAAUGUAGAUUCUUGCUGUUUUCUCGAUUCAUGCACCACGGAAAGAUUCUUCAGAAUUGAUCGCGGCCAGGAACAAUUACAUUAUGUAACGGAUGUCGCUGUGGAAGCUGUCUAUGUUCUCGACGAAGAUACCGUUCAACAGCACGAGGGUCAAAUUGGAUCGAGCCAAAUUAUCGCUAAUCAAGAAAUGGAAACGGCGCGAGUCAAUUUUCCAAGCGAUGAACAUCUAAAGGAGAAGCCAGCCGUGACAGAGGAGCGAAGGACUUCGAAUGUAUCUAAAGACGCCGAGAAACAAAGACGAUCUUCCAUCGUUCAGAAAACCAGACUUUCCGGGAGUAUCUCUUUCGAUAAAGAAUCCGAUGAUCAAAAUGUCGCGGUCAAAUCAAAGAAUCCAGCGAAUCGAAACUCAUUGGAUGUGCCAUCGCCGAGCGAGGACGUAAACAUCGAGUCAAAUUCUCUUAUAAAUCGCGAAUCUCUCAAGCAGAAUUCUCGUGUCGUAAUUGCCCAUACAGAUCAAUCGCAUCAACAUCAAGACCGACCCCUCGCUUUUAUCAGCCCCCGCGAUAGACUAUUCAGUCUAAGCUCGGGAGUUCACGGAUUCAACACUGAAUUGCUUGAGAAAAAUUGCGAUGACAUAUUAAGAGCGGCGAAAAUUGGCGAUCUUUCGACAUUAAAGCAACUUCACCAAAAAGGAUACUCGCUUUUAUCGAUCGACGAAACUGGCCAAACGGCGCUUCACUUGGCGUCAAAGAAUGGUCACAAAGAUAUUGUCAGAUAUCUCAUUGCCUGUGCCCCACCGACAAUUUUAAACAUGAUUGAUAAUGACAAAGGGCAAACCGCUUUACAUAAAGCAGCUCAGAACAAACGUCGUUCUAUUUGCUGUAUGCUCGUAGCCGGCGGAGCAUCUUUGAUGGUGAAAGAUCGACACGGCAAUACGCCGCAUCAACUCGCUCUGAUCGCGGAAGAUCAUGAUUUAGCAGCGUAUUUACAAAGUCAAAAACACUUUCAAUUGGCGACAGACGAGAUGGAGAGCGAUCUCUGACCUCCAGCAUUGAUCGCCACGGCUUGAACGACCCUGAACAACUGCUACAAAAGAGGUACAACAACGGUCGAUCUAAUUGUCGAUAAUUUGAUGACGUCUAUGCGGCAUUUUUUUUCGACGACGUAAAUCGCUCGUGAUACUCUCAUUCGACGUAUAUACGACGUCGACGAUUACGUGUUUUUGCCAAAUAUCGUAUUUUUCUUGUCGAUACUUCGAAAUUACUCUUACUAGGACACAAUUAUCACAUAAUUAUAUACACAUAUAUACGUAACUAUAUAGCUGUUCUCUCAAUCGAUAAUAGAUUCUUAUUUUUCUCACUCGUAUACUUGCCCGAGAGACUUGUAACUUUACUCGCGUUCUUUUACUCGGCAAGUGGACCAUAAUCGGCCAGGGAGCAGCCCGAGAUUACUCCUAAGACGAGCAAAUCUAUUUUUCUCGUACGACAUUUAAUGUCUCCCCCGGUCCAAAAUGAGACAGUCAAUUUUGCGCGUAUGUGUAUAUAUAUACACACGUAUACAUUCACGAAAAAUUUUCUGACGUUACAGAAAAUAUCUCCCGUAUACGAAAAAAAUUAAAAUAAAAUAAAAAAAAAAAAUAACAAA